This is a messenger RNA of Daphnia pulex (common water flea), 1101 nucleotides long. RefSeq lists its product as uncharacterized. The record is from RefSeq and is a predicted model, not a curated record. NCBI's taxonomy places the organism in Eukaryota, Metazoa, Arthropoda, Branchiopoda, Diplostraca, Daphniidae. The transcript has 3 exons. The coding region runs from base 101 to 607 and encodes 168 amino acids.
CGCCGUAACAGCAAAGACAGUUGAAAAGAAGAAGGAACAACGCUGUCGCUGCAGUCGCGCACGCAAUAGUUUAAAAAAACAAAAAUUCCCUUUCAUACAAAUGGAACUAAUCAAAAUUAUUUUUGUGCUAGCUUCUGGCUGGGCGACAUUGGCGAUUGCUGGAAAUACUGAUCAAGAUAUGUUUUGGGCUGCUCGAGGUAAAAAAGCCUCAAUUGAAGGCAAUUGGCCAGACAGUGUGGUAAUGGAGCCCUUCGUAGCAGCCGUGUACGACAAACGCGAUGGCACUUUCUGGGCUGCAAGAGGAAAAAAAUAUGCAGCGGACGGUGGUGACGGUGUUCCUUUCUGGGCGACCAGAGGAAAGAAAGGCGAUCUGGAGAUCCCCUUCUGGGCCGCAAGGGGGAAAAGAAUUCCCCAGUCCGAAAUGAACGAAGCCGAGGAAGAAGGAAACAGAAGGGAAAAGCGCUCAGCAGGGAGAGACACUUCCAUUAUUCACUCGGGUCAACGGUUUCGCAAUCGACCGGCUCGACCGGCCUCCCAGGCAGCCGAACCCUUUUGGGCGGCACGCGGAAAGAAAAACUCUAACGUCUCCAAGUUCCCAUUGCUGUAAAACGCAAUUCCAAUUAUUUUGAAGAAGGACAAAAAAUAUCUAGACCUAAAUGAAAAGGAUCCAAUAUACGAGUGAGCCUGAGGAUCUACGAAAUGCAAAAGAGAAAGAUGUUCUGCACACAAUAUACAUUCCUGUUUGCUGGUUAACUUAAUGUCUGUUUUCAAGCUUCAUAAUAAAAUAUUAAAUUAUUAGCAUAUACUUUGACCAUAAUAUACCAGAUUCAACAAGGCCUACUCAUCGUUGAGCACUCACUAAAGCAUCCAAAAAGAUAUUUUAACUCUAUUUGAGUCAUUAUCAAAUCUAAAUGUAGAGAAUGUAACUAAUCCACACUUUUAAAAUAACUUAAUGUACUAUGUGAAAGAAUAUGUAUACCAAUGUCACUCGGAAGAAACAUGCAUCGAGCGAGUUUUGUGACCUACCUGUGAAAUGAACUGCUGUAUUCAAACCACGAAAACACUGACAAGAAAAAAUACACGUUACAACUUGAACAUGAA